CUCUGAAUGGCUGAAUCUCACUUCUCAGAGGGUUAAAGUACAGUACCCAUGACUGUUUCAUGUGGAAUACACCAUGGAUUCACCAGACAAAGAUUUUCAUGAGAAAGGCACCCCACCAGCACGUCCACCAAGACACAAAAGAGGUCAUCUGAUAUCGUUUCUUGGCAAAUUGGGUCUUUUGAAAUUUUAUCCAAACAAGCUCACUCUCAGAUCCUUACUGGAGAUCAGCAGUGAAACAGUGUUAGGCAAAGAAGUGGAGUCUCUCAAAGAAGUCUUAGUCUUAGACAAAAAGGCAGAACCUCUCAAAGACAUUCCUUUUUCUUUCCUAAGAAAACUACUGAUGAUCAAUACAAAAUGCCGGAAUCACACUUCUGCAGACUCUGGUGAAACACAAAAUAGUGGUAAUGAUGAUGAUGACGAUGAUGAGGUGGAGGCGGAGGAAGUCAAUCCCGUGGAUCUGGUUACUGCGCUCUACCUUUGUGCUGACAGCUUUUUGCAGCAGGAGAUGUCCAUCAAGAUGUCAAUGUGUCAGUUUGCUGUGCCCUUUCUGUUACCUCACCCUGAUAACAAUCAGUGCACACUCAUGCUAUGGGCUCUAAGGAAUAUUUACAAAGAGUGGCGACAUCAUGACCUUAUGCACACCAAAAGCCAUGUAGAAGACAGUGUGGUCCAUGCAUCCAUACCUCUUCUUACCUUUGUUCGUCUGAAAGACUGCCGCAUGUCUAAAACCCAAUUUAUCAAUCAUAUCCUGAGUAAUCCACAACAAAGUAUAAAUUUUUUCACACACAGAGAUAUGAAUGGAGGAAACGUCCCAAAAAAGAUUGCAAAUGGCCUGGUGGAGAUUGUCUGGUGUCUUCCAUGUGGACAGAGCAAUAUUGAUGUGUUCCCUGAGCCUGUGGCAAUAGCUAAUAUGAGAGGGGACAUAAUCUCCAACAAACCACAAUUCAGUUUCCUCAUGCAGGUGUCUACUGCCAUUUUUGUGUGCCUGGACACUAUGACCCAAGAGGAGGAAAGGUUGUUGGAUUUACAGGGCCCUCUAAAGUCCAAACUGUUUUUGGUGAUGAAUUCCAAAAUGGAGGGAAAUCGUUCCAAGUCUGCUGACACACUGAGGCUCCAGGAAAAUCAUGUACUGCAGCGAAAAAGGAAACUCAACAUGGCAAAGUUUUCCAAUCAGAUCAUUGGUGCCAUAAAAACAGCCUUACAUGAGUGCAAUGAAUUAAUCAACAUAGAGAAAAUGUCAGACAUUGCACAGGAUUUGGGAAUGUCUGUAGAUGAGUGUGCAAAUAAAGCCUCACAGUCAGCAAAGACUGCAGCUGAUAACAUUAUGAAAGGCAUCGGAGUUCGUGCCACAGCUGACUACAAGAAGAAACAGAUGCCUCUCCAAGGUGAAUACUUAAAGAAAUUAGCUGAAAUUGAGAUAGAGGAGUGUAGACUGCAGAAUGCAGGUGAUCUCAGUCUAGAGAAAUACAAAGCUCAACUUCGCGAAAAGAAAUUUACACUGAGAGAACAGCAAGGGACAAUCAAAACAACACAAGCGAUGGAGCAGUUCAUUCAAGCACUGUCUACCACAGACAAAGAACAGAGAAUAUUAUUUCUCAAAUGGAUGUCACUUAAAUUAGAUAGGAACACACGUAAACACCUGAUAGAACUUCGCAGAAAAUUCAAACAACUAUGUCAAGGAAAGGACAGCACGUCAAUUGUAGAGCUGGAUCAGCAGCUUUUGGACAAUUCCUUGGGCAUUGAGCACUACAUGAGAGAAAUGGCACGGAUGUAUGAAUCUAGACAGUCAGAUGACACAAGAAACCUCCCCUCAAUUGCUGCUGAGCUUCUACUUGAUGGAUACCCCAUGGAGCUUCUUGAUGGAGAUGCAUCCAACAUCCCAGAGAAGUGGGUGACUGAUGUUCUUAUGGAGGUGCACAGAAGAGUAGGGCGCACUCGACUCUUGAUAGUGUCUGUAUUAGGUGUGCAGAGCACAGGGAAGUCUACUCUGCUCAACACCAUGUUUGGUGUCCAGUUCCCUGUUAGCAGCGGCCGCUGUACUCGUGGAGCCUACAUGAUCUUCCUCUCUAUUGGGCAAGAACUCAGAGAGGAGCUAAAUUGUGACUUUGUUCUACUCAUUGACACUGAAGGUCUUAAAGCACCUGAACUUGCCAAGCUUGACGGCAGUUAUGAGCAUGACAAUCAACUUGCAACAUUUGUAAUAGGCCUCAGUGAUGUGACCAUCAUAAAUAUUGCAAUGGAGAAUUCAUCAGAAAUGAAAGAUGUUCUGCAAAUAGCAGUUCAUGCAUUUCUGCGGAUGAAGCAACUUGGAAAGAAACCAAUCUGUCAUUUUGUGCACCAAAAUGUCUCAGGUGUAUCUGCACACAGCAAACUGAUGACAGAUCGGAAACACCUUUUGGAACAAUUAGAUCAGAUGACACAGAUCGCAGCAGACAUGGAGAACCAGUCUGAAGUGAAAGAGUUCACUGAUGUUUUGGAUUAUGAUGUAGAGAAGAACAACUGGUACAUACCAGGCCUGUGGCAUGGGACUCCCCCAAUGGCACCUGUUAACUCUGGGUACAGUGAAGCUGUACAUGACCUCAAAAGAAGUCUCCUAAAACCAAUUAAUAUUGAAGAUAAGUUAAGAUUAAUAUCAGAGAUUCCAGAUUUUCUGAUAUGGAUGAGCAGUUUAUGGAAUGCAGUGAAGCAUGAGAACUUCAUCUUUAGCUUUAGAAAUACUCUUGUUGCCUAUGCCUAUGGCAACCUUUGCAAAGAGUUCUCAGGAUGGGAAUGGUCUUUCAAGAAGUGUAUCUACUCAUGGCUGAACAAUGCAGAGACACAGAUAUCUAACACUGACACCAGCAGAAUACAGAGUCUGCAUGAAGAUUUGGGAUUGGAUGCCUUCAAGGUAAUUGAAGAUCAGACAGUUGAGAUGAAGAAAAAUUUGAAUGAGUAUUACAAACAGAAAGACAGGUAUGUGAAUCUAGUGGAAAGGUACAGGUGUGAGUUCCAAAUUAAUAUCAAAAGUCUUGGCCAAGAAAUGAUCAAAUUGGUUGAGAAUAAACUUCAGUCUGCAGUUGAUCUGAAAAUGGAUAUGGUGCGGGUGGAAAAUAUUCAAAAAGAACACACAGAUGUCAUCGAAAAAAAAGUUAAAGAGCUCUUGAAAACCUGCAAAGAACGCAAGACAAAAUUGUCAGACAGUGACUUGGAGAAAGCAUUUAAAAACAUGUGGACUGAUGCAACAAAAGGCAUUUCUCCACUGAAAGAGAGGGACAUCUGCUCCUGUGUUAUGAAACAACUGCGAAGUAAUCUGGCCCACCGCAAUGUGCAGGAAGAGUUAUCAAAGAUUGAAGAUCUAACCAAAUGUGGAUCUGAAGAUUUCCAAGUGAAAAUGGCAUACAUAUCAGGCAUAACAAAAGUGAUGAAUACAUUCAAAGGAAAAAACAUUAAAUCAGAUGUUAAAUUAUUUGCACAGAACACAAUUCAAAGUUGUAAGGAAUUUAUUGAAGAUAUUGUAAAUACUAGUAAGGAUUAUCAGGAUAUUCACAGCAAAGACCUUCUUGAAAAAAUUGAUGUCGAACUGACAACAAUAGCAAAGAUGACAAACACCGCUUUUGAGACCGAUUUGAAAGUACACAUAUGUGGCUUCGCAGCACGGAGAUUCUUGGUAAUGCACAGAAAUUUCUUGUCUGAUAAAAAUCCCCAAAAUCAUUUGGAGAGGUCCAAAACGCAGUACUUAUCAGAUUUCAUUGACUCCUACAGACGAAGAGAUCAGUGCCUCCGGAAGGCCCAAGACUUUACUCAGCUCUGCAUCAAACCUGCAGUCACAGAGUACAUCAAUAGGUCCCUUGGGAUUGAGAUUGUUGAUGGAAUUCUUUCAAGCAGCCAUUCUUCCCAGUACAGUUCACGGUCAUACUUUCAAUACACAAUUUUGGCAGAGCUGUUAGAGAAAGAUGACUUCAAAAGCUUUUUGAGAUACAUUUUUAAAUAUAGAGUUUUUGUGAAGAAAUGGAUUUACAAUCAAAUUGUUGAAUGGCUAUCAAAAGACAUGGGUCUGCUAAAGUUGAAGGGCCAAAUCCUGAAAACCCUCAUGCAGAAGAUUAAAGAAACAACUGAAGUUUGUUGGAGUGAAGUCAGUGAUCCUAAUGACACUGAGAAAGCAACAGUGUUUGUUGAAAAGUUGUGCAAUGCUCUCAGUGAAGAAAUCACGUUUCCCAUGAACACCGUGAGAGGAGUUCUCUUCCAGAUGUCUUGUAGAUGCACUCCAUUUGUUGAAAGUUUCUUACAGUCUUUGGACGACCUCAGCAAGCAGCUGGACAAAGAAUUUGCAGAAUCAACUGACAUCAAAGAUACACUAAGGGUUCUCACAGUCAAACCACAGAAUGAGAUUUUCAACAGGGUGUUUGGGUGUGGGAAGCGGUGCCCCUUCUGCAAGAUACCCUGUGAGGCUGGGGGGAAAGAUCACGCCCAACAUCAUGCUACAGUGCACCGUCCACAGGGAUUAGCAGGCUAUGUAUAUAAGAACGGGGCUCUUGAUGAGCAGCUUUGCACAACAUGUGUUUACAGCGAUGGACUCUUCCAGAAUGAUGACACAAACUACAAGUUUCACCCUUUCAAGGAAUACCGUGUCUACUAUCCAGAGUGGAACAUCGCUCCAGACCCAUCCAUACAGGCAUCUGACUACUGGAAAUACGUAAUGGUGAAAUACAAUGACGAAUUUGCCGAGAACUACGACGCCACACCAGCAGUCUGUCCUCGUGAAUGGCACAGCAUCACUAAAGAACAAGCAUUGGAAGGAUUAAAGUCAGCCUUCAAUGUGAAAUAAGUCUGCAAGUAAUCUAUUACAAGACACAGGAAAUGUUUGUCUGAUUCUCCAGUCUGAUGCACCCAUUAAUUAUGUGACUCAAAUCCUGACCGGUUUUCACGUACUACUACAAAUUAUAAUAAAGUUACAAUAAAACCGCUUCAGAAGAAAGAGGCAAAUACAAAUCACCUGAACUAAAACCUUAACUGACAAUCAAGUGUAGAUUGAGUCCCUGAAAGACAAAUGGACCAAACCUAUGGCUAAGUGGACUGAUAAUGAAGAUGAGAAGAUGAGGAAGAAGAAGAAUCCUAAAUUCCCAGAGAACAUUGACUGAGCAGCUGAGAGACAACAAUUAGAGGGAACUAGUGGAUAUGAAGGUUCUACAUGAAGACAUUACACAGAUGUGGACAGCUAUGGAUGUGCACCUUACUCUACCUACAGUAGUACUGCAAACACCUGAAGGCACAUCACUGACCAAAACCUCCAUUUGAACAGCCAGUAUACCCCUCAUCCACACUCUACACACACACACACACACACACACAAAUUUCCCUCAUGGGAUCAAGAAAGUAUUCCAGACAUAGCUCAGUCCCAAUCAGACAUUACUCACCCCCAUUCAGAUACACUGUAACUUCUGGCCCCAAUCUCUCCUCUACAUUCCAACCACCUUAAAGGAGAAUUCCGGUGUGAUAUUGACUUUAAAU
This is a messenger RNA of Sardina pilchardus (European sardine), 5487 nucleotides long. RefSeq names its product up-regulator of cell proliferation-like. The transcript has 4 exons. Lineage: Eukaryota; Metazoa; Chordata; Actinopteri; Clupeiformes; Clupeidae. Gene Ontology annotation, molecular function: GTP binding. Bases 74 to 4804 code for a protein of 1576 amino acids. The record is from RefSeq and is a predicted model, not a curated record.